CAACAGUGAUACCGUUCAUAAAAUUGUUUGAAAUGAGAGAUAUGAAAUCAAAUGAUUUUGUAGAAGUAAAAGAAUAUUAUUAAUCUGUGAUAAAGAAUUAUCAGUGUAACAAAUCAAAGAUAAUUAUAGUGAAUCACAUAAUAAUUAAAAAUAUAUAAAGAACAUUCAGAGCAAACAUGCAGUUAUUCAUUAGGGGUGAAAACACAACUGUUGUUGAGUCACAUGAAAAUGAGACUAUAGCAGAAUUGAAGAAUAAAAUUCUACAGUUGGAAGGUGUUUCAGAUGUAGAAUUUAAUCUAUAUUGUUCUGGACUUCUUUUGACAAAUGAAACUUUAGUUGGGGAACUUGCAUCGAAAAAUUUAGAAUUGACAGUCCCUCUCCCUGGUGGUAAAGUCCAUGGAUCUUUAGCACGUGCUGGAAAAGUAAAAGCCCAAACCCCAAAGGUUGAGAAACAAGAAAAGAGUAAAAAGAAAACUGGCAGGGCUAAGAGGCGAAUUCAGUACAAUCGACGAUUUGUCAAUGUUGUUCAAACUUACGGCCGACGACGUGGACCAAAUGCUAACCCUAAUUCAUAAUUGUAUGUAAAUAAUACAUGUUUUAUCAUCAUGAAAAUAAAAUGAAAAACUAAAUAUGA
Molecule: messenger RNA, 634 nt
Organism: Nomia melanderi (Alkali bee)
Lineage: Eukaryota; Metazoa; Arthropoda; Insecta; Hymenoptera; Halictidae
Source: RefSeq, a predicted model, not a curated record